AUGGCGGCCGUGGGCAUCGCGCUCAACGGGCGGAAGAGGCCCGCGGGGCGUCUGCAGGCCCGGGAGGCGGCCCGGGAGGCCAAGAGGAAGAGGAGGAGAGCGGCGGGCGGAGGCCCCGAGGAAAAGUCAUCUCGCCUGUCAGCAGCUUUAUUUGGCGAGGACUGCGAAAUCAGCCGUGACCAGCUGUAUGAGUUAUUAAAAUAUGCGGCUUUGGGAAAAUGCCACAAUGCAACACAACCCAGUUGGUGCCGUAUUUAUCACCAAAGCCACCUGGCUGGGGUUGUGGUUAUUGUUCUACAUGAAAUGAGCCAACUCCAUUUCUACAAAUUCUAUUUGCAGUUCAAACACCUCAGGAAAGUCUUCCGGCAUAGAUUCAUAUUAACACCUUCCACCAACUUCCUAGCCAGCCUGUGUGGAGAAGGAGGAAACCUGAAAGCUCAGAACACUGCAAAAGGUUUGACCUCCACGGGCAGUGAUUGUAUUCCUAAAAGCUCAGACUUGCAACAUGAUCCCAUCAUUCGGAAAUACGGAGGAAAAAAACAAGGCCUUACUAGCUAUACUCUAACUUUAGAAGAGCAGAAAAAAAAUGACUAUCCCGUAAAAGACUCCCCUGGGUGUAAGGGCUAUGUGUAUACAGAGUGUGAUCAGCCGAGGACGGACAGCAGCCCCCUCUUCGGCCUGGAUUGUGAAAUGUGCCUCACUGCAAAAGGGAAUGAAGUCACUCGUGUCUCUUUGGUGGAUGCGCAGGGUCAAUGCCUUUUGAAUGAACUAGUGAAACCUGAAAGCACAGUAUUGAACUACCGCACCAGGUUCUCAGGAAUCACAAAGAAAAUGCUGCUUCCAGUGAAAACAAGACUGCCAGAAAUCCAAACCAGACUAAAAAAGAUGCUUCCCCGUGAUGCAGUAUUGGUGGGUCAUUCCCUAAACGGUGAUCUUCAGGCUUUGGAAAUGAUCCACCCCAGUGUUAUUGAUACUUCACUGCUUUUUGCCAGAAAUGAAGGUCGACGAUUUAAGCUAAAAUUUCUAGCCAAAGCUGUUCUAGGGAAGGAAAUUCAGAGUGAAGAGAAGCUUGGGCAUGAUCCUGCAGAAGAUGCUAGAGCUGCAUUGGAAUUGGCUCAGUUCUUUAUUGAGCAAGGACCAGCAAAGGUAGCAGAACUAAACUUGGAGAUGCUUCUGACAACUGAAAAACUGGCUGAGGUCUCACAGAACAAAGCUGCGUUACAGCCACAGGGAUGUAGCAUCCAGAAACAGUUGAAUGAGCCUCCACAUUUACCUAAACCAUGUUUUUUAGACUGCUUGCAGGUGACUGGCCAAAAACCCCUCCUUUUGGGCAGACAGGAACUGGAUUCUUCUGAUCUGCAUCAGAGUAACAUGAGCACUCCAAACAAACAGAUACUUGAGAGAGCCUUAGAAGAUGUUCCUCUGUCCACAUUCAGUAUCGUUCAGUUCAGUUUGGGUCCAGAGUAUGUUGCAUCUCACCUUCUUGCUGGACUUUGUGAAAAGGUGAGAAGCAAGCUGACUGACAUGCUGACAAUUUACGCAGGUCCUUUUGAAGAAAGCUUUUGCCUGAAGUCUGUGAAAAAAGAAUUUGGGAGGUGUGGACCAAUCCAAUGUGUUACAGUGGUGACUGAAACAAACCAGCCCUAUGUCUGCGUCCAAUACGAGGUGCUGGAAGCUGCCCAGCUUGCUGUGGAAAGCCUAAAUGGAGCUGAGGUAGCAGGAUCCUGCAUUAAGGUGCAGAGACCGGUCACUGCGGCAAUGCUGGACUGUGAUGUUUUGAUAAAGGAACUAGAACUGGAUGUAGAAAACGAAGGCGUGAUUUAUGUGGCGGGUCUAAAGAAGUCAUUAACAGAGACAGACUUGCAAGAAGAAUUCAGCCAGUUGAAAGACCUGGAAACACUGUUCCUGCCAAAGGAUCUCCAGACUGGAAAGCACAGGAACUGCUGUUUCCUCAAAUUCCAGAAAUCACAGAGUGCUGUGGAUGCCCUUGAAGUUAUAAACGGAUGGACUGUGAAGGGUAGCAAACUAAGUAGUAGGAAUGCUCUUGCUUCGGGUCACCUCUGGAGAUGGAUUUGGCAAAUGAAUCACAGCAAUGGGAAGCAACGAGGAAACAGCUUGUAUGAGAAAAUGGAGCAACUGUCUGAUCGUGAGCAGGAUCUAAGGAAAGAGGUGAAGAAGCUAGACCAACAUAUCAAAAAGAUUUACAGAAGGCUGCAGAAUAACACCCUGUGUGUUGUUCUCUUUCCUGGAGUGAACAGCAUGUGUGGAUCACAAUCUGGCCUUGGUCUGAUGGGAAUAAAAGAUGACGGAGGGAGGAACGCUUGUUAAACUGCCAAGCUUUUAAGCAAAGUCUUUUGUUAAGAUAUUUUUUUACUUUAAAUAUUGAUGUCUUUGUAAAGAUCUUUUACCAUAAGAACAAUAGGCUUUCACUCUGUAUCUUUUACAAGUCUAAAAAUAAAAGCUAUUUAAAACAUCUGAAAGUGCAAAACCUUUUCCAUUAACCCCUCUUGCUGUGGCAGUUUUCCCUGGCGGUGGCUGAGUUCGGCAAGUACUUAGGAAGAGCUGAAGGCAAACCAGGGAGUGGUGCAUAAAAACCAGUCUGUGAGCCUGCGAGAGGCCGCGCAGCCAGUCGCUCAUUGUGGAGACGGCUCAGCGGUUAACAGCUCUUCUCAGGAAUUGUGUGGAUUUCUGGAAAUGUGCUGUGCCAGCUCUGAAGCAGAGUUGCUGCCUCCUUUCUGGGAAAAUACUGUUCUUAGUCCAUGGAAAGGAGGAAUUGGUGAUUCAUACUUCCUGGACAAUCUCCACUUUCUCCUCCCUCUCUGACCACCCCCCACACCCCUCACACGUAAAAAAAAAGAAGAAAAAAGAGAAAUUGCAGUGUGGCUGUGGGAGGGGCAAAGGCCAUUUUAAGGAAAGCACACGUCUGUGCUAACCUCACACAUCACCGCUUUUGGCCGGGAGCUGGGAGCGCAGAAUUGCAGUCGGAUUCAGUGCACUACGAGCCGUAGGGUGAGGCGCUUUGCAACCUGCCACCUCGAGGCCUGUGCUUUGCAGCCACUGCCACCUGCCAUAAAGGCUGCCUGGCCAUCCUCCCGCCAGCUCUGGAUUUCCAAGCACGAGGAUGCCUACGAGAGCUUUCAGCACGGACACAAAAAAAACAAAAAUUAGAAAGGAAAUGUUUGUUACAAGGUCCGAAUGCGAGAUGAAGGAUUUCUUGAUAUGAAUUAGGCUGAAAUAAAGUUGAAAUACUUAUUAUUCCAGAAAUCAUUAAAUACAGCUGAUUGAUAGAAUAUUUAAGGCCUCCUACUGCCCGAGUUCGCUACGCUGGGCUCUUGAGUGAAGACCAGACUAUGGAGUAGACGUUGGGAGUUGCUGUGUGGAGGAACAGGGAAAAAUAAAGGCAGGGGUGAGAAAGGCAAAUGCAGCGCGAGCCCCGAGGCAGCACUGGUGGGUGGGUGGUAGAUGCUCACAUCGGUGUUGCUCACACCUAAAUUUAAAGCCUCUAAAACUCCUGAAAUUAAAUAUACGAGUAAGCAAGAUGAAUGCAGCCAUUGUUUUUUUUCUUUUAAAAAGUUCCUUUGUGCACGCCAAGUGCGCCCGGCGUCCUUGGGCUGUAGCUACUGCAAACUAGACUACGCACCAGCAUCGGUGCCGCUACAAACUGUGGCAGAGUCAGUGCUUCGGCCCAGCAGGGAGCCGGGGGUCAGGAAGCGCAGUGGAAGAGAGGGGGAAUGACACCAAAGCGCUCGUUCCGCUGCACGGAUACACUCUCUUUAAGACCACUCACAUCCAGCAUCUCUGCUGCAGAUGUGUGCACUACAACGUAGAAAAAACCCUCAGCUAGCUUUCAUUCCACACACUUAAAAAUCAUGUGGCCACUUCCCUGCAAGAACUAGGAUUCCUGCUUGAGAAAAACCUCUGGAGAUGACAAAUAAAACUAGCAAGAGUCCUAUUUCUAGGCAUGAAAAAAUAAUUAAAUUUCUCCCCUUUUAAUCGAAAAUCUAAAAAGGAAUUCAGCUUUAAAUAAGACAUUCUGUACAAAGCUUGAGCACAAAAAGUGACCACCACCGUGUCAUUAUGUAAACACCACAAAUGUUACUCAUUUGUUCAGUAAUGCACAGAGCAGCGUGCAAGUUCCCUUUCCAGUGGAUUAGGUUUCUGUAGCUGUUCCCCUCCCUCCCCUCAGACCUUACUGGAAUACAGGAAACCCAGAAGCUCUGGAAUAUUUACAAAGCUACAGCAGUCAGGAUACAUUGGGACUAAAGGAUUAUUUUUUUUUUCUUUAGGGACCGGUCAUUUAAAUAUACAGAAGUACAAUAAUCUCGCAGGUAAAUGAAUGGCAGCUUGGAUUAGAAAAAGCACCAAAAUAUUUAAUAUACAUCUGGCACAAAUUCCACAAGAAGUCAGUAAUGGACAAACCAAUGCUUUGUUUAUAAGAAAAGAAAAACCUCAGACUGCACUUAAUGCUCUUCUUCCCGAAGGGACACAACAAAAACAUUGCACUCAGGAUUGCUAUCAAGUAAAGACAACUUUCUUAUUACAACCGAUUUGCAUUGUGCCUUAGAUUGCACAUUCUAUAGGACGCUGUUUCCAUUCUGUUCCAGACAACAAUGGUGAGCAAAGUUUGAUAAAAGUAAUUGUAAAACUACAAACCAAAUGGAACUCAGUAGAUGCAUCAUCUUGAACUUCCCCCACUUUUCCUCUCCAUCACUGUUCCAAAGUUGGACACAUCCCUUUAAAAAAGGAUCCUACAUGACACAGAAUAUACUCCAGCCAUUUUCAAGCAUUAUAUUUACACAGCACUUCCGAUACUGCUGUCCGAAAGAGGAAGCAUGGCCUGCUCCACAACACACAAUACAUUCAUCAUUUCCCAGAGCGAGAAAAUGGGAUCAUACAUGGUCCUCUCUUGGGUAAGUCUGAAAAGGCAAAACCCACUCCUGACACAAAGAAUGGCAGAUUUGAUCCUAUCCACCCUUGGUGGUUUACUGAGGAACUGAGAGCUCAAUCACCAGGUUGUACUCACAUGUGAU
Molecule: messenger RNA, 5030 nt
Organism: Cuculus canorus (common cuckoo)
Lineage: Eukaryota; Metazoa; Chordata; Aves; Cuculiformes; Cuculidae
Gene: REXO5
Product: RNA exonuclease 5
Exons: 19
Coding region: 1-2328 (775 amino acids)
Cellular component (GO): nucleus
Molecular function (GO): exonuclease activity; RNA binding
Source: RefSeq, a predicted model, not a curated record